UGAAAAUAAGUUUCCUUCUGAAAAACAGGCAAUUUGGACCCAAUGGCUGGAAAGUGAAGCUGGUGUCCUUCAGAAAACCCUUCAUAAGCAGUGCAAGGAAAUUGACUGUUUAACCCUUCAGCAGAAGGAAACAGUUGACAGGGUAGAUGAACUGGAAGUUGAGGUGAAGUUGCUACGUCAAGAACAGCAACUUUGUAAUGGAAGGUAUGUCUGGAAGAUAGAAAACAUUGACAGGUGUUGCGAAGAUGCCAUCAGUGGUGUAAGCCCAGUCAUGUACAGUCCAGGUUUUUAUGCCAGUCCACAUGGGUACAAAUUGUGCUUGAGGAUUAAUUUAAAUGGUGUGAAGAGUGGAGUUGGUACACAUGUGGCUCUUUAUGUUCAUAUGAUGAGAGGUGAUUAUGACAACCACUUGGAAUGGCCAUUUUCAAAAGGUUUCUCCUUAUCUAUUGUGGAUCAGUCGGAUGAUGAGUCGCUCCAGUACCACAUUACAGAAACUGUGAUAACCAAACCUGAACUGAGUGCCUUUCAAAGACCAGUACCUCCACACAAUGUAAUAAGUUCUGAGUAUUCUGGUUACGAACAUUUUGCUCCAAUUGACAAGAUCCACAAGCCACAGUAUUGUAAGAAUAAUACUUUGUUAGUGAAAUUUGAGCUCACUGAUUAAUCCAGAGCUGUUAUGAGCAGCUUGGAGCUCUCAUUGCACACUCUGUCUUAUUUCAAGACUAAAAAGAACUGAACUGACUGGUUUUCUUCACAGCAUAUAUACCGGAUAUAUAUUU
Messenger RNA from Pocillopora damicornis (cauliflower coral), 779 nucleotides. Its product is annotated as TNF receptor-associated factor 6-like. NCBI's taxonomy places the organism in Eukaryota, Metazoa, Cnidaria, Anthozoa, Scleractinia, Pocilloporidae. The record is from RefSeq and is a predicted model, not a curated record.